Fusarium tjaetaba is the source of this 1119-nucleotide messenger RNA. Its product is annotated as disulfide-isomerase erp38. The transcript is spliced from 2 exons. Gene Ontology annotation, molecular function: protein disulfide isomerase activity. The coding region runs from base 1 to 1119 and encodes 372 amino acids. Gene Ontology annotation, biological process: protein folding. The record is from RefSeq and is a predicted model, not a curated record. NCBI's taxonomy places the organism in Eukaryota, Fungi, Ascomycota, Sordariomycetes, Hypocreales, Nectriaceae. Gene Ontology annotation, cellular component: endoplasmic reticulum.
AUGGUUCUUAUCAAGAGUUUCGUGCUGAGCGCCCUUGCUGCCACCGUCGCAGCCAAAUCCGCCGUCAUCGAAUUACUUCCCUCCAAUUUCGACGAUAUCGUUCUCAAGUCCGGCAAACCUACCCUCGUCGAGUUCUUUGCUCCGUGGUGUGGACACUGCAAGACGCUUGCUCCUGUCUGGGAGGAUCUAGCCAAUACCUACGAGUACGCAAAGGACAAGGUCCAAAUCGCCAAAGUCGACGCUGACGCUCAGCGUGAGCUCGGUAAGCGAUUUGGUAUCCAGGGUUUCCCUACCCUUAAGUACUUCGAUGGCAAGAGCAACAAACCUGAGGAUUACAAGUCUGGCCGCGACCUUGAGAGCCUGACCAAUUUCAUCGUUGAAAAGACUGGUGUGAAACCCAAGAAGAAGCUUGAGCUGCCCAGCGAGGUUACCUAUCUCAACGAUGCGACAUUUCCCAAAGCCAUUGGUGGCGACAAGCAUGUUCUCGUCGCCUUUACCGCUCCGUGGUGUGGACACUGCAAGAGCCUUGCCCCUACCUGGGAAGACCUCGCCAACACAUUCGUAAACGAGAAGAAUGUCCUGAUCGCCAAGGUUGAUGCCGAAGCUCCCAACAGCAAGGCAGUGGCUGAGGAGCAAGGUGUUAAGUCGUACCCAACCAUUAAGUGGUUCCCUGCUGGCAGCAAGAAGGCUGUAGCCUACGAAAGUGGACGCAGUGAGCAGGCCUUUGUUGAUUGGAUCAAUGAGCAUGCCGGAACCCACCGAGUCACCGGCGGUGGCCUUGAUACCGUUGCUGGUACCGUUGAGUCUCUUGACACGCUCGUGGCCAAGAUCACGGGCGGUGCUGCUAUCGCUGACGUCGCCGAGGAGGUCAAGAAGGAGGUCGAGAACCUCACCGAUUCUGCUCAGAAAACCUACGCCGAGUACUACGUGCGUGUCUUUGACAAGCUGAGCUCGAACAAUGACUGGGUGUCGAAGGAGCUCGCUCGUUUGGACGGCAUCCUUACUAAGGGUGGACUGGCCCCCGCCAAGCGUGACCAGAUUCAGCAGAAGACCAACGUUCUUCGCAAGUUUACCCAGAAGGUCGAGGAGAAGGUCGAAGAGAUCAAGGAUGAACUGUAA